This is a messenger RNA of Loxodonta africana (African savanna elephant), 10733 nucleotides long. RefSeq names its product pleckstrin and Sec7 domain containing 3 (gene PSD3). The coding region runs from base 3680 to 5146 and encodes 488 amino acids. The record is from RefSeq and is a predicted model, not a curated record. The transcript has 13 exons. Gene Ontology annotation, biological process: regulation of ARF protein signal transduction. Gene Ontology annotation, cellular component: ruffle membrane. Gene Ontology annotation, molecular function: guanyl-nucleotide exchange factor activity; phospholipid binding; protein binding. Lineage: Eukaryota; Metazoa; Chordata; Mammalia; Proboscidea; Elephantidae.
GACGGCAGAGUAGAAUUAUGUGAGGAGCUUUUUAAAACUCUGAUUCCCCAGGCUUCACCACCAGGGAUUCUGAUUCUAUUGGUCUCGGGUGGAACCUGGACACUGAUAGGUUGAAAAGCUUCCCAGGUGAUUCUAAUGUGCAACCUUGGUUGUCAGACCCCUUGCUACUCCAAGUGUGGUCCUCUGACCGGCAUCAUAGGCGCCAUCUGUCAGCUCGUUAGAAACGUGAAUAUCAGCCCUUACCCCAGACUCACUUAAUCAGAACCUGAAUUUUAACAGAUUCCCAGGUGACUCACAAGCCCUUUAGUGUUUGAUAAGCUUUGGAAAUGGAAACUGAUUAGAGGCAGAAAAGACACGGUAACUGUUUUUGAUGGAGCAGGCCGGUUGAUGGUAAUUGCGAUGGAAGGAGGAGAGAACUCUCUCAGUAGAUUUGAAAAAGUGAGUGACCCUGGCUGUGAACCUCAGAAUGAAUUCUUGUAACAUCUUUGUCCACCCCUACUCUAGAAAUACAGCAGUUGGUUGAUUUCCCCGCUAGGAAGCAGUAUGGUUUAGUGGUUAAGUGUGGGUUCUUGAGCCAGACUUUUUCGGAUUAGCUUUUGGUGAAUUAGCUUUCUAAGCCUCAACUUCCUCAUCUAGAAGAAGGGACAAUAAUUUACUGGCACUGAUAAGUACUCAAUAAAUGUUAGCAGUUAUUAUAAUAACACUGCUUGAAUUACUGUCUUUAAAACUUCUUCAGAGUCAACUUGGUAUGAAUGGACUGUGGUGAGAUUGACCUAGGAUGUUGUAAAUCUGUAAUAAUUCUAAAAGCCUUAGAUUACUUGAAGGCGAGGAAUUUUAAUGAUAGUUUGUUUUAUUUAUAAUUACUUAGCAGUACCACCUCAGCAUAAACAAGCUAACAUUUUCUCGUCAAAAGUAGUAAUAUAAGCUCUUCAGCCUGGGAAAAUAAGAGGGAUUGAAUAGUACUGUUGUGAAACAAAAUCAUAAAAGUUCAUUAUUCACACUCAACACUCAGUUAACGUCUAUUUCAGGAUCCAUCGUAUAAUACUAUAGUCAAGUACAGACUGGUCCUUCCUGUUAGGCUGUGGAGUUCUCAAGUCUUAGUUUUAGGAUUCAGAGAGCCUCUGAUACAGUCACCAGCACUACUGGGCACUUGGUAUUUGCUGAAUGAAGAACUUACAUAUUGAGCAGCUGUUCUAGUCUAGGUACUAAGGUGUAUCCCAAACAAGGGGAAAAUACGAUAACUUCGCAGAUAACUCUAGUACAGAGCCUAGAGAGCAAGACUGGUGAGGGUCAGAGGUCGGGGCUGCUUCCAGCUGGGGUGUCAUGGAGGCCCUUGUGGAAGUGUUGCUUUUUGAGAUGGGCUUUGAAGGAUGAGGUGGAUAUGUGUAAAUUGUUGCCCAGGGGCGGGAGGCUUUCCAAAUAGAGGGAGCCAAACAGGCAGAAUUAGUAGCAGCUGGUUGGAUUUGGAAACCCUGGUGGCUAGUGGUUAAGUGCUACAGCUGCUAACCAAAAACGUCGGUAGUUUGAAUCGACCAGGCACUCCUUGGAAGCUCUAUGGGGCAGUGCUACUCUGUCUUAUAGGGUCGCUAUGAGUCGGAAUCAAUGGCAGCAGGUUUGGUUUGCUUGGAUUUGGUGAGUUGGACAGAGGGAGUUAAGGAUAUUAUUAACCUGUAUGCUUCAUUUUCCAGACCGAACAGGUGCAGUUAUACAUAUAGGUAGCCAUUAUGUAGUUGACUUUUAAAAACUUCCAGAACAUUUUGGGCAUACAAAAAAGUAUGGAAAAUAAUGUGUGUGUAAUAAUAAUAAAAAAAAAUAAUAGAUACUAUAAAUUCAUCAUCCAGUUUAAGAACUAAAACAUUACAGACUAAUCACAGUCUCCUGUGAAUGCCUCCUUGGUCCGCUUCCUGUGUUUCCCUCCCUAAAGGUAACUGUCCUGUUGUUCUUCAUGCCCAUUUAGGUGUGCGUCUGUGAACAGUGUAUUGUUUCACAUUUUUGAAUUGUAUAUAAAUGCUGUCUUCUUGUUUCCUUUUGAAACUUGACUUUUUUUGUUCAAAAGUGAAAUUCAUUUUUGAUUCAUAAAGCCCCAGUUUAUUCAUUUAAUUAUAUUUCUGUAUAGUAAAUAUUAGGAAACCCUGGUGGCGUAGUGGUUAAGUGCUAUGGCUGCUAACCAAAGGGUCGGCAGUUCGAAUCUACCAGGUGCUCCUUGGAAACUCUGUGGGGCAGUUCUACUCUGUCCUGUAGGGUCGCUGUGAGUCGGAAUUGACUCGACGGCACUGGGUUUGGUUUUUUUUUGUGUGUGUGUGUAGUAAAUAUUAUGUGAAUGUGCAAUAACUUAUUCUAUUUUCAAUUGAUGGACAUUUUGGCUAUGUUUUGAAUUUUUGUUAUCUCACUGUGGUGGUGAACCUUUUUAUACAUGGCUACUUGUGCCAAUAUGGGAGAGUUUCUCUAGGCUACAUAUAUACUUAGGGAUAAAAUUGCUGGGUGGAAGAUAGAGUAUAAUUUUCUGGGUGAAUCAGGACAUUCUUGAAAGGGUACAUUUUCUUUGAGUGUAUGCCAUUUUAUCUGCCUUGUGUUUAUAAGGUAAUCUUUAGUUGUCUUACCUCCUGAUCCUUGUAAUAUCCCAACAAAGAUAGCAAGAGCCCAAAGAAAAGGAUUAGAGUAAAACCAGCCUCCUUUCCCUUUAGGGAUACUGAUGCAGACUCUGUUAUCCAUUGGUUAGGUCUGGUGGCUGUCAUUUGUAUCAGCUCGCCCAACUCCUGCUAGCAGUUUUCGCAGGUGCGGUAGUGGCAGUCGUUGCCUGUGUUUGACAGCUGUGAAGGCUGUUUGUCCACCUCUGAGUGUCUGAGGCAAAAUUUGAACAACAGGACAAAUGAAUUGUUUCAGAUUAAAGAUGGCAGAAAAACAGGAAAAAAAAAAAAACAACUAGAAAUCAAAAUAGAAACACAAUUCACAUAAAAUUAAGGAUGAAUUUAACACAGCUGAAUUUUACAAUAAGAUAAAUGAAUUAAAUCUGUUCUGUUAGCUUUUUCAAUCUUUUCUUUUAGGGCCAGAAUUUGUGUGCUCCAGGAAAUCAUAGUCUUUCAAAUAAUGCUUUAUAAACCUUAGUACUGUUAAAGAAAAACAAUACUGAAAUGACUUUCUUUUUUUGAAAGAUGUUGAACCAGCUUUCUUUCUCCUGUAAUCAGCAACAUUUAGUUUGUCUCCAGAUAAACAAAAAGCAGUUGUCCUUGGUCCCUCCCUGAUUUUAUCUCCUUAAACCUAUUGUCAGCUUGUGGUCUGGCUUCUAAAGAGUUAACCCAGAGGUUUAUGAGGUCAUGUGUGACUUCAUUGCAUCUGGACUUUUGAAACAGGUCACUUGGAGGGAAGCUGCCGAUUUAGAGGGGAGGCUGGGUAGAGGGGGAAGUACUCCUUCAACUUCUUUCAAGUUCUCAUCCCUCAGCCCCCGAGGGAUACAGUGGCAUUCUGGGAGAAUGUCACUGUACAGUCAGCGCGUAGCGGUUUGUACUGGCCCCAGAAGCAGUUUCAGAAGUACAUUACAAGAGUGCUUGCAGAAGAUGAAAGUUUGCUGAGCUGAUGGAAUGGGAGAAUGCUCUUUGUUUUCGUAGCAAAGUUAUGGGCAGACCGUUGCUGACAGAGCAAUGCUGGGGUGAAAAAGACACUGCUAGAUGCUCGUUCUGAAAUGGGGAGCACUGAAAUUCUGGAAAAGGAGACCCCAGAAAGUCUCAGUAAUGGUACCAGCAGCAACGUGGAAGCAGCCAAAAGGUUGGCCAAACGCCUUUAUCAACUAGACAGAUUCAAACGGUCGGAUGUUGCGAAGCACCUAGGCAAAAACAACGAAUUUAGCAAACUAGUCGCAGAAGAAUAUCUGAAGUUUUUUGACUUUACAGGAAUGACGCUGGAUCAGUCUCUCAGGUACUUCUUUAAAGCAUUUUCUCUUGUGGGAGAAACUCAAGAACGAGAGAGAGUUUUAGUUCACUUCUCCAAUAGAUAUUUUUAUUGUAACCCAGAUACCAUUACUUCACAAGAUGGAGUCCAUUGUCUCACCUGUGCAAUGAUGCUUCUUAACACCGAUCUACAUGGCCAUAACAUUGGCAAGAAGAUGACCUGCCAAGAGUUCAUUGCAAAUCUCCAAGGAGUAAAUGAGGGUGGUGAUUUUUCCAAGGACCUGCUGAAGGCUCUGUACAACUCAAUCAAGAACGAGAAGCUUGAAUGGGCAGCAGACGACGAAGAAAAAAAAAAAUCUCCCUCAGAAGGUACUGACGAGAAGGCUAAUGGAACACACCCAAAGACCCUCAGUCGCAUUGGGAGUACUACCAAUCCAUUCUUGGACAUUCCUCAUGACCCAAAUGCUACUGUGUAUAAAAGCGGGUUCUUGGCUCGGAAAAUCCACGCAGACAUGGAUGGAAAGAAGACUCCAAGAGGAAAGCGAGGGUGGAAAACCUUUUAUGCCGUGCUGAAGGGAACAGUUCUUUACUUGCAAAAGGAUGAAUAUAAACCGGAAAAGGCCCUGUCUGAGGAGGACUUGAAAAACGCUGUCAGCGUACACCACGCACUGGCGUCCAAAGCUACAGACUACGAGAAGAAGCCGAAUGUGCUCAAACUCAAAACUGCUGACUGGAGGGUCCUGCUUUUUCAAGCCCAGAGUCCGGAGGAGAUGCAAGGAUGGAUAAACAAAAUUAAUUGCGUAGCAGCUGUAUUUUCUGCGCCACCAUUCCCAGCAGCCAUUGGCUCUCAGAAGAAGUUUAGCCGCCCACUUCUACCUGCCACUACGACAAAAUUGUCUCAGGAGGAACAGCUGAAAUCCCAUGAAAGCAAGCUGAAGCAGAUCACCACCGAGCUGGCUGAGCAUCGCUCAUAUCCCCCUGACAAGAAAGUUAAAGCCAAGGAGAUCGAUGAAUACAAACUGAAAGACCACUAUCUGGAGUUCGAGAAAACUCGUUACGAUAUUUAUGUUAGCAUCCUAAAAGAAGGAGGCCAGGAGCUCCUGAGUAACAGUGAAAGUGAGGGAGCUGGACUGAAGAAGUCGCAUUCGAGUCCUUCGCUGAACCCGGAUUCAUCGCCAGUUACUGCCAAGAUCAAGCGUAACGUGUCAGAGAGGAAGGAUCACCGACCGGAAACACCAAGCAUUAAGCAGAAAGUUACUUAGAAUCUACCUGAGGCCAGGAAGUGCUGGUCAUGGAGCAAAAUAGGGUUUUUCAAGAUCUUUCUGGUAAUCUGUGGAUACAUUUAAAAAAAAAGUCUGUGACUAAAUGGUGCAUUAGCAACAUUUUCUAUUGUAUAUUUCUGUUAGUUUCUGUACAGAUUGUCUCUCUCUGCUCUUGAUUUCCUUGCUUUGAUGAUUUUUGCUACUUGAUAACUAAUGCACCUUUUUGUGAGGUGGAGGGCAUUCAUGGUUUCAGAAUGAAUUCCUUAUUCCUUCUCCUUUGGUUUUCUUUUGUUUGCACUCUGCUCAGUUGUUUUACGUGUUCUCAAAUCAGCUGUUACACUUUUUUUUUUUUUAAGUAAAAAAAUUUAAUCCAUUGUGGAAGACAUAACUGGACAAAUUUUGUAGCAUAGUAAAUUCUAGCCAGAGUUAAUAUAAGCCUUUGUGUGUGACAUCGUGCCCAGUCACAGACGUGGAAUUGAGCACUCACAGAAGUUCAACUAAGAAUUAAAAGCCUGGGAACCAAGAUUUCCCAGUGUGACGCGGCUGUGGGUGCAUCUUAGCACUUACCAUCUAGUUCUGACCCUGCUGGAAGGAGGGAAAGGGGCGUGAAGAUUGCAGGGCUGGAGAACUUGGGAAAGGUCAGUAGCUUGCUUGAAGCGCGGAUUCCAUUUUGGCCAAGCAAGGGAAAGAGGAAGUGGAGUCAUUUUGCCACUGAAAGUUGAGGAGAGAUUGGCACCAAGUUACUUUUGUUUUCUCAAGGACCGUGGCAAUAGUCGGCAGUUAGGGACCUGCAGCAGUAGGCACGUGUAUGGUUUACAGGAAAUUGUUACCUCGUUCCCACGGUGUCGAAACUAGAAAUCUGGAAUCAUCUCUCUCCUCCAUACCCUUCCAUCCUGGAAAAGAAGGGAGUGAGAGUAUCAGCCCACUGUGACUUAGAAUUUCCUGAUAGUCAAACCUUGAAAUUCUAUGAUCCUAAAGCUGUCAUCUCCAAAAUGGUACAACUUCAGAACUAAUGGAAUCACUGCGAAUAUUCUUUCCCCUCCUACAGAAAUUUGCUCCAAUUCUAAUCAGUUUCUUAGUGGGAGUUACUCUGACCAAAGAAUCAGCUGCUCUUCGUGAAUAGCAUGGUUCCCAGUGAAUUAGAGAAGAUUUGCUGUAAAACCAUGAUAGUUGCUAAACUGGUAGAGUAUAUUGUUAGGAUGUAGCAGCAAUUAGUUAUAGGAUUAUUUAUUAAUAUUUACUUCCUUCACGUAUAGAUAUGCCCCUGUUUGCUUGGUGCCCAGAGAAGGGUAACUCUUCUCAAGAAGGUUGUAGCUGCUUGCUUUGUGAUAGGCAUUUUGCCAGAACUUUGAAAAAUCCACUCUAGCCCUCUGUCUUAUUUAGGUAGAGGCAAUGAGUAAAUUCAUGUUUCAAAACCAGGAAACAAACAAGGUUGUUACCAGUAUGUCCCAAGUACCUGAUUCAUUUUUAUAACUUCUGACUAAGGUCAGAAGGUUCUGUCUACAGUUUCCAUAGAAAGUCAUCUUUCUUCCUAGAAUCUGAAUUAUCAGCCUGUUUGUUUUCUGCCUACAUAUUUAUCCUAAGCAGAGGGGAGAGAGGUACCUAGGCUAUGUCAUCUAUGAGCUUCAAUAAUUGACAAAAUAUAUAUAUAUAUAGUUAUAUCCAUCCUUGACUGGCUUGAAUGUAUUUGCCCAUAAUGUGUGCGUGUGUCUCUGUAUAUAGAAUAUUUAUGUACAUUUCACUUAUAUAAUAUACAUUAAACGGUACUUUGCUACAGUAUUUCUGACAUUUAGAAUAAUCCUGAAAUACUUGGUUAGCAUCAGCUGCACUACAGCGUUGUUCCUGUCAUAUUACUCACUAACGUAAUCUCCAUGAACUUCUGGAUAUGCUAAUAGAUAAUUUGAAGAGAAAGGCACUUUUGAAGCUGUUGUAAACUUUGUUGGCAUAGUUUAUCUUUAAAAACAACUUCAAAGGUUUUUUAGUGAGUCAGGAUCCCAGAUCGCCCUGGCAUGAUGUUGUUUUACCUUUAGGGCUUGGGCUAAGAUCGGUUUUCCCAUGAUGCCUCUGGAAGGUUACUGUCUAAUGUUAGUGCACUUGGCAGCCACGAGUUUAUCCUAUGUGAGGAAAUGGCCUUCUCUCAUUUGACUAGAUUCUGAGAGUCUGGCCCAUAGCCAGCCACAUUUUCUUCUGUGACAAUUUCUUUUCUGUAGUAUCUAGUCGGAGAAACUGAAGACAUUUCCACUCACAGCUGCUCCAAGCCUGCUGCCUAAUCCACAGUACAGGGGAGUUCUCCUCCUCCUUUCCUUCUGAAAGUACUCCACCCCACAAACCCUUUACCCCUGAGCCAUUCCUCACCCCUACCUCAGUGCCCAGGAGCCUUGGGAUCUCUCGCCAUGUGGUAAAACGUUAUUCCUCUUGACAUAAAUACACUUAAUUUUUAUUAUAGCGAUCUUGAUAUUCAUCACGAUACCUUGGCAGUAGUCUUUUUGCAAAAUUGACCAUAGAAGUGGCCCAUAUAUAAAAUGUUUGAAUGUUCUAGAAUGUGUUCCCCUACCUCGCAUGCUGCCUUUUACAGAGGUGUCAGGAAUGCCUUGUUAGCUAUCAAGCUUCCUUGCUAGUGUUCACGGUCCUUAUUUUAUUGCUAGGUCAUAGGCAUUAUUUCAGGUGGGCUUUUUUUUGUUUUUUUUAAACAUCGUUUUGCUAAUUAAAUGAAGCAAUAUUUCUGUAUAUUUGAAUUAAUCUCUUUUAAGUAAUCUCAGUAAAACCCCAACAUAUGAGAGAGUUCUCUGGUAUGAAUGUAGUUCCUAGGUUAUAUGUAAUCUUUUCUGUUGCUCUUAGGUAGAGAGGCUGGAAAGCAGCUGGGCCAUUUGCCAGACCCUCUGUGCUUCUCAGACUGUUAUUCUAACGCAGAAGAUAAGGACUGUUUCCUAGUCAGAAGUGGCAUUAGAGAAUUAAUUCUGGAUGAGGAAAAUCUGGCUACUUUCUAAGGCCAAGCUAGGGCUAGUCUCUUAGGUUUGUGUUUUACUUUGUGACCAAACCACAGAACUUCUGAGGUUGGGGAAGAAUUUCCAUUCACCCUUUGCUGCCUAAGCACAAUGAACACAGUUUUCUGCUGCCUUUGCCCAUUGCCCCUUUGUCACAUAAACAGCUGGGCAAGAUGUUCUAGGUAAGGCAGGGCCCGCUUUGGCUACACCUUUUCUCUGCCUAUGUACCUAGUCAGACAAUUGGAAGAAAAUCGACUUUAACAAAGUUUCUCCGUUGUCUUAUUGUCAAGACCUUCUUGGGUUUGGUUAGUUGCUGGUGGAAUUUGAAUUUCUUUGGCAUUUUUCCUUAGAGUCAUCAGGUAAGCUUUUUUCAGUCUGAAUUCACAGGAAAUUUCUUAACCAUGUAGUCCAAAUCUCUGUGAUUUUGCUAUUGUGAACCAGUUGAGUUUUCAACAAGUUGGUAGGCAACCUUAACUUUAGCACGGAGCUAACCCCUUUUUAAAUGCCAGAAUUUUUUUCCAGUUGUAAAACUAGCACAAAGUGGAGUUCUAGAACUUGUUAAAAGUGUAGUCUAGCUUAUGAAUAAUAGUGCUAUGUUGGGUUUAAUAGCAUCAGCUUUUCUUACAGAGCAUUCUAAGUGACUCUGGCAGACAGAGGUGAGUCAGCAAGGUAGACAGAUGAGGCUCUGGGCCUACCUUGCUCCAAAGCUUUCUGGCCAUCUCUUCUCCAAGACGAGACUGCUGAUCUGCCCCAGGUCAGCAGAUGUCUUUCCACCGGCCUUUUAACAACUUACAUCAUCAAGUCAUCCAGAGGACUUUAGAGACCAAUGGUUUACCACAAAAUAAUCCCUGACAAAGGACAGAGAGGUGCUUUGUUACUGCUUCUCCUCAGAUUCCUUUUUAUUCUCUCACUCUAAAAGGAAAACUAAAGUCCAAGGUCAAUCUCCUUUUGUACCUACAAAUAUCCAAAACCCAAGUGGGCAGCCUUCUGCUUAGGACAAUAAUUGGCCCAUUGCAUGCAGAGAAAGUGUCUUCAUAGAGAGAAUGUCAGUAAAUACUUGAAUCUGCAUGACAGUUUGUUGACUUGAAUGCAGCAGCAAGAAAAUAUUGCAAGUAAUUGUAUAUACAGUAGGUUUCCUAAAGUCUCUUUGAUGUACCGUUUGUAAUUUCUGUGUAUAUUUGUAGUAGUGCAGGCUCUUGGAGAGUGUUCAUACAGGUGGUAUGUCAGAUAUAAGGAAAAUGCUUUCUGUCACCUGUCAAUGUCGUAUUUGUGGGUAUUUAUAGUUGUAUGUAUGUUGUAUGUAUGUAGAUGCAUCCAUGUGUAGAUUGUAUAUCAGUAUAUGGUACAUGUACCUCAAAAUUAUUUUUGUCUUUAAUAACCAGUGUGAUAUGAAAAGCAAGUAAAAACCUCAUAGGACUGAUUCUUAAUGCAGUUUUAUGAGAGUUAAUGAGAUAUAUAUAUAAUGGUAUUGUUUUAUUAAACUUAAAUCCAGAUGAUAUUUUGAUUAAGGUUCUUUUUAAUAAGAUUUUACCAUCAAAAAUUCAGUCUUUGAGUUUUGGAUCACCAGGGCAAAAAAAUGACUUUGAACUAACUUUGUGAAACUAUUGCAGUGUACUAUCUACCGGUACCAAGGGUGUAUAGCUCAUUGUAAUUUAGGAAAUACAGAAAAAAAGACAAAAAACAGAAAAAGGAGAAAAAAAAAAAAGGGCAGCCUGUGCAGUCUUAAUAAAAGAGCACUUAAAUAUAAGGUAAAACUGACGUUUUUGGGCUUAUUACAAAAUGUGUUGCUUCAAAGUGCACGUUCUUUAUUGUUGUAAUUCGUCCAGGAAAAAUACAUCUUUCAGAAGAAUUAAAUAAAUACCCGUCAUAUAAUUUAAAUAUCCGUGUAUGUUUAACAGUAGAUCAAACCAUGCUCCUAGUGUCAAUUUCUUACCCUUUGGCAUUUAAAAAAUACCACAGAUACUCAAGUAUAUCAGGGCAUCCCAAGAUUGGGUACCGUAUUCUUAGGUUCACAGUUGCACAAAUCAACAGCUAGUGUCACAGAUAAAAGAAUUUUAGGACAGGCUAUGGACCGGAUCAAAACUUUAUUUAAUAUUUUUAUAGUUAGGUCUCUUUUUUCCUGCCUUUCCCCAAAGAAGAGCCACUGGCCUUAGUUGUUUGAGCUUCCUGCUUAUCUUACAGUGUGUAAAUAGAUAACUAGGACUAAAAUUUUGUUAACCAGCAUGUUUGGCGUAUUUAAAGCAGCGACUGAGUGUGUGUGAGUGAGUGGUUGAAUGUACUGUCUUGUGUAAACCCAGUGCCUGGUGGUCUUUGUAUCUGAUUCAGAGGAUUGGAGGUUUGAGGGGUGGAAGACUGAUCUCUCCACUCCAGGCUGUAGUAGUGUGUUGGUAGUUACACUUGAGGUGUUUUGUUUUGUUUUUAAUUAUUUUAUUUUUUAAUUUACAGUCUCAAACUAUUUUUGCAAAUAUAUUGUAUUUCUUAAUUUGUUCUUGACGUGCAGUGGACUGGCUCUGUGACUGAUCAGCAGAGUCUUGGUUCUGCAAGAAUGUGUUUCCUUCUUAGAAUUGUAAUGAUUUACAAAAAAAAAAAAAAAAAAUCCCUUU